AUGGCUACAACCGCUCCCAAAAUCGCAGAACAGGAGCAUCAAGAAGAGUCCGAUGUGGUGGAUCGCAAGGCUGCGGACCUCGCCGAACGGAUCCGCCGCAGCAAGCACUUCAUCGUAUUCACUGGUGCAGGCGUAAGCACCUCGGCAGGCAUCGCGGAUUUUCGAGGUCCAGAAGGUGUCUGGACCCUCAUGGCGCAGGGCAGAGAAUCCUCUAUCAGGUCCAUCGAUACAGUGCAGGCCCUCCCUACUCCCGCGCACAUGGCUCUCGUUGAGCUGCAGGAUCGGGGAAUGAUGAAGUAUCUGGUCAGCCAGAACUGCGACGGGCUGCACAGAAAGAGCGGGAUCUCGCCUGACAGGAUCUCAGAGCUGCACGGCAACAGUAAUCGCGAGUACUGCAAGGAGUGCGGAAAGGAGUACAUCCGCGACUUUCGAGCCGUGGCGCCCGACCACAACCACGUUAAUGAUCACCGCACAGGGCGUAAGUGCGCGCUAUGCAAGGGUGUGCUUCUGGACAGUAUCAUCAACUUUGGCGAGUAUCUCCCAGAGACUCCUCUCAAAGAAGCCCGCAAGCACGCAAAGAAGGCCGACCUGUGCCUCGUCCUCGGCUCCUCGCUGAGGGUACCGCCGGCAUGCGAGAUCCCCGAGACUGUCGGCCGCAGCAAGACGGCAGCUCUGGUCAUCUGUAACCUCCAGAACACGCCGAUGGACGAGUUGGCUGAUGUGCGCAUUCAUGCGAAGGCGGACGAUCUGAUGGAGAGGGUCAUGAGGAAGCUUGAGUGUCCGAUACCUACCUUUGUGCUGCGGCGCAGGCUUGUGGUGGCGGGGAGUCUUGAUGCUGGCGGGCGGCUCCAGGUCAAGGUCUCUGGUGUUGAUGUCGAUGGUACGCCCAUGUCGUUCCUCCGGUCUGUCAGGUGCACCAAUAACAGGCGCCUUGUGAGAUCCGAGCCGUUUAUCAUCCACUUCCGCGGCGCCAGCGAUCCAAGCGAGGACAUCAAGCUGGAUCUCGAGUUCAUGGGCCACUAUGGGGAGCCGAAUCUGGGAAUCACGUACCGAUAUGAAGGCGAGGACAGGAAAGAGACUGUGUAUGAUUUGGAGUACAACCCCAUGAGCAGGACUUGGGUCAUCAAUGUCAACAACCUCGCAGGAUAGAGGAGUCCCUACAGGUCUGUCUGGUUCACAUCAUGAACUUCUAGAGUGUUUGCACGAAACUUUGCUUUUUUUUCUUUCUUCUUUGUCCCCUUCUCUUUGCUCUGAAUUUGUGUUGAGAAACAUGUCAAUGAUCGCAGGCUUUCCAUCUGGACUUAAUAUUAGCAAUAUCGUCCCUG
This is a messenger RNA of Cryphonectria parasitica EP155, 1325 nucleotides long. Its product is annotated as DHS-like NAD/FAD-binding domain-containing protein. Gene Ontology annotation, molecular function: NAD+ binding. The transcript has 4 exons. The record is from RefSeq and is a predicted model, not a curated record. Bases 1 to 1149 code for a protein of 382 amino acids. NCBI's taxonomy places the organism in Eukaryota, Fungi, Ascomycota, Sordariomycetes, Diaporthales, Cryphonectriaceae.